Molecule: messenger RNA, 140 nt
Organism: Funneliformis geosporum
Lineage: Eukaryota; Fungi; Glomeromycota; Glomeromycetes; Glomerales; Glomeraceae
Source: the annotation of a GenBank genome assembly
AAGAAUUAAUAAAUCUUCGUAAUGAUUAUUGUGAAGAAUUUAAAAAUGCUCUGAAUACUGAGCAUGCUGCCAUUUGGGAUAGCAUAGCAACCGAAAUCAAUAAUCAUCAUCCAGCUCAAGUUACUGACAGACAAUGCUAA